AUGGAUCAUACGGCAUCCAACAUUGGGGAUAGUGGAGUAUACCCUCAACCAAUAGAAAGCAGAAGAAACGCCUGGGGGUCGACAAUUGCCGACCUCGGGAGGUCCACCCGAACUCAAUCAGAACAUUGGGAGAAGCCCAUCAAUAUCGACAGAUUCGAAUAUAUUUGCAAUUCCUCACUGGGAAACCGAUCGCGUUGGAAGUAUCUAGACAAAGCUUUGUACAUAAGGGUGUUUGGGUAUGCUACAUGGUCAUCAUCGAAUUAA
Molecule: messenger RNA, 264 nt
Organism: Penicillium expansum
Lineage: Eukaryota; Fungi; Ascomycota; Eurotiomycetes; Eurotiales; Aspergillaceae
Exons: 1
Coding region: 1-264 (87 amino acids)
Source: RefSeq, a predicted model, not a curated record